Molecule: messenger RNA, 450 nt
Organism: Rotaria sp. Silwood2
Lineage: Eukaryota; Metazoa; Rotifera; Eurotatoria; Philodinida; Philodinidae
Source: the annotation of a GenBank genome assembly
AUGGCUUUACCAUUAAUUUCUACGGAACUUAUUGAUGAUGCUUUACAAUUGUUGAUGAAUAAUACACCUUCAACAGAUCGUUAUAAUUUUCGACUAUUAAAUCGUUUUGGUUUACAUCCCUCAAUAUGGGAAUUUAUACAUUACUUAAAACAUGAAGAAGCUUUAGUGUCACAUAGAAUUAUACAUUUAGAUGGGGGUGGUGGUAUUACUUCAAGUACAUUAGUUUAUGUACUUAUGCAAGCUAAGAGCAAAGCAAAAGAAAACGAAAACGAAAAACAACUAAUACGUUUACAAGAUCUAUAUUAUUCCAAUUGUAUUGGUCUAAAACAGUAUUUCACAUCUGUUACAUUAAUGGUCGGUAAAGUCGCAGAAAAAUGUACAAAUGCGAACAGUGCGGAUCAAGCAGGUGCAAAUGCACAUUCAGUCAAUAAUGAAGGUAUAGUUGAUUAG